Molecule: messenger RNA, 1840 nt
Organism: Didymella exigua CBS 183.55
Lineage: Eukaryota; Fungi; Ascomycota; Dothideomycetes; Pleosporales; Didymellaceae
Exons: 3
Coding region: 319-1611 (430 amino acids)
Biological process (GO): protein import into peroxisome matrix, docking
Cellular component (GO): peroxisome; peroxisomal membrane; peroxisomal importomer complex
Molecular function (GO): protein binding
Source: RefSeq, a predicted model, not a curated record
GUGAAAGACCUGCCGCAUCCCGAGCAAUCACGACCACAUCAUCACACACUUCCACACGACCCUGACGCCUCCUUUUUCAUUCUUGAUACCCUUUUCUUUAAUUCUGCAGCGCGCGAUUCUGUCCACCGUUCUCGUCAACCUACUUCGUCAUCCACUGCGCACCCCGGCGAACCCCGCAAACCCGCUUCGACAGGCCGGAUCCGCGUUUCCCAGCCUUUGACGUCGGUAGGCCACCCGGCCUCAGCGAUAUCAGCAGCGCGCUCCACCAUAACAAUCGGCCGGCGCUCGACGGAGUGGUGAGGGGACACAUUUCCAAAAAUGUCUGCGCCAUCGCCGCCAAAGCCCUGGGAGACAAGCGGAGGCGCAACGAGUGCCUCGGUUGGCCUCACAGGGUCUAGCACGACAACACCAGCAGCAUCGUCAGCGGGCGCACCGCCGCCCCUCCCGUCAGUGCCAGAUUCGCUCAGCACAGUCGCAAACAGGAACGCAUCGACAUAUUCGAACAUGAACCGAGGCUACGGUGCCUCGCCAUACGGCGGCGGCUACAGCAGCUAUUCCUCACCGUACGGAAUGGGCGGCAUGGGCUCGAUGGGCUCGAUGGGCUCGAUGUACGGCGGUGGUUACGGCGGGGGAUACGGCGGAAUGUAUGGUGGGAUGGGCGGCAUGGGGAUGGGUGGCAUGUACGGCGGCAUGGGCAUGCCUGGCGACCCGAACAACCCGCAGAGCCUCACACAGUCGUUCAGCCAGAGCACACAAGCGACCUUUCAGCUGAUCGAGAACAUUGUUGGCGCAUUCGGAGGAUUCGCACAGAUGCUUCAGAGUACAUAUAUGGCGACACAUUCGUCCUUCUUUGCCAUGGUGUCAGUUGCUGAACAGUUCGGCAACCUACGACAAACGCUCGGCUCGGUGCUGGGAAUCUACACGGUGAUGCGGUGGAUACGGACAGCCUUUGCGAAACUCACAGGACGACCCAUGCCAGCAGAUGCAAUGGGCCUGACACCCGCAGGAUUUCACGCGUUCACAGGAAAGCUACCUGAUGGCUCACCUGCGCCACCAAAACCCUCGAAGAAACCGUUCUUCUUCUUCAUUGCCGCCGUAUUCGGUCUGCCAUAUCUGAUGGGUAAGCUCAUCAAGGCGCUGGCACGAUCGCAAGAGGAGGCUGAAAAGCGACGAAUGCUGGAGAACCCACAGGCCGCGGCAAUCGACCCCAACAAGCUCGAGUUCUGCCGCGCGCUGUACGACUUCACACCUGACGCAAACAUGUCAGGAAUGGACUUGGCGGUCAAGAAGGGCGACAUGGUCGCAGUUUUGAGCAAGAGUGAUCCGAUGGGCAACACAUCAGAGUGGUGGAAGUGCCGCUCACGAGACGGAAGGAUGGGAUACCUCCCCGGUAUCUACCUCGAGACCAUCCAGCGCAAGCAGCCUGCGCAGAUCACAAGCGGAAGCCAGGCCGGUAGCUCAGCAGGUAGCAGGACGCAGACUAUGACCAGCAGUAGCGCCACAAGCCGGACCGCUACCAUGACCGGCAAGCCAGUCGAGGGCCCCAAAAUUGAGGGUAAAGCUGGUGAUAUGGGAGUGGAGAGCUUCCAGAAGGGUGCUUUUUACUCUUGAUUCUCUCCUCGAUAUUCGCUCUGGCGUUUCUUUCUUUCUUUGUAUAUUGCAAUGUCGUGCGUAAGUAAGCGCGUUGGUCUCAUACUGGGCACUGGCCAUCUUGAGUUGUAUAUUGAUAGCUGGGAAAAGCAACGCAAGGCGCAUGGCUUUUGGUUUGAUUAGAGAUAUCACGGCACAAGAUAUGAUGUACAGCUUCUCCAGCUCAAAUAACUAUUUCACUCGUUUGCCC